Aegilops tauschii subsp. strangulata is the source of this 1050-nucleotide messenger RNA. NCBI's taxonomy places the organism in Eukaryota, Viridiplantae, Streptophyta, Magnoliopsida, Poales, Poaceae. The record is from RefSeq and is a predicted model, not a curated record.
AUGGGGAAUGAUGUUGAUAUGCACGAGGGGGACGACAGUGCGGGAGCUGAGGGGGCACCGACUGAUGAGUCGACUCGUGAGGGGGCUAACGGCUCUCGUCCUGUGGCUCAGUCCGGGGAUGGGACCGGGGUUGAGCUGGCACCCUCACCAUCGGUGCCUAUGACUUCGUUGCGGUUUGGGUCCUUUGAGCCAGCCUCUGCCCCUCCCAGACUUUGGAGUGACCGGGUAGAUUCUGAUGAUGUGUUUGAGUAUUCACUACCUUUGCUGGAGUUCGAGGAUGCCGGUGAGGCCCUGGCUGGAUGCUUGGCGAGGACAUCGUCCGUGAGGACUUUGGCUGGCUCUGGGGACGGGGAGCCGGUGGUUGCUUCACCUGAGGUCGAGGUUCCGGAGAUAACGGUUGUGGCUGAGGUGGGGCGUGGGGGAGGGGGUUCGGGGCAGGUGGCUUCGACUUCCCUCUUCACUAUCCCGACGUCGGCAUCGCUGGUCAUGGCGGGAUCGGCGGGUGCUGGGAGAGGGGGCCCGAGGCAGGCGGCUUCAGCUCUCUCUCCUUCGGGCGUGGCGGCGGCGACCGCGCCUUCUGAGGCGUUGGGGGAGGGGGGUUUGGGGCAGGUGGCCCUGACUCCUCCUUCCUCGUCGGUGGUCAGGAGGACCGCAUCUCCUUCGGUCGUGGCGGCGCCCGCGUCUUCUGAGACGUCGGGGGAGGGGGGGUUUGGGGCAGGUGGCCCUGACUCCUCCUUCCUCGUCGGUGGUAAGGAGGACUGCGUCUCCUCCGGUCGUGGAGGCGGCACCCGCGCUUUCAGAGACGCUGGGGGUGGGGGGUUUGGGGCAGGUGGCCCUGGCUCCUCCUCCCUUUUCGGCGGUCAGGAGGACCGCGUCUCCUGCGAUGACGACGACCCAUUCUUCGCCGAAGGGUGGGGCGGGAGGAGGGCUAGGGCAGGCGGUCCCCGCCAUCCUCCCUCCCAGCGUACCCGUUGCUAUGGGUCUCGGCUUGGGGCACUUGUCCGAGGGGUAUGGGAGCCCGCAGCCGCCUCCUCCGGUAACCUUGGUUGA